Messenger RNA from Nezara viridula (southern green stink bug), 645 nucleotides. Lineage: Eukaryota; Metazoa; Arthropoda; Insecta; Hemiptera; Pentatomidae. The record is from the annotation of a GenBank genome assembly.
AUGUUAAUCAGUCCAUUGAGUAGUUAUGUCGAUUCCGUACACGUCUCGGCAAACAAUGACUUCUUAUAUAACACGCUCUGGCGAAAAAAAGAGAAGAUCGGAGUGCAGGAGCCGAAAAUAGCCGAAGAGCGGCGGAGAAGAGCGAAGAUCCGGCUGGCGCGGGUAUCGAGCGGCAGUUGCGGGGAUGCAGUUGGAGGCGCUCUACACCAGCUACAGCGUGCGGCAGCGCAGGCCUGCCCUCCCCGUCUUCCUCGUAGUGUCCUUCCUCUACGACAUCUUCUGCUUGGUCCUCCCGCUCCACCAGGACACCCUCAACCGCGCCAUCUCGGCCCUCUUCGUCUGCCUCAACCUCGGCCUCCUAUUGGCCACCCGCCUGCCAGGAUCCAGGUUCACAUGGUCCGCCUUGUCCCACCUGUCGUGGCAUGCCGCCAACCUCCAGGUCCUGGCCAGGAUGUUCUUCAGCCCGGACCUGACCCCGAGGACCGAUCUGGGUUGGGUUUUGGUCCUGGAUUAUCUAGUCUACGUCACCCUUCCUUUGAGGCUUCGCUAUUGUCUCGUCCUUGCUCUAGGGAUGUCGGCAACCUAUCUCGUCAGUCUGUUCGGCCUCAGCAAGUCAGACCUCAAUCUAUAUUCUCAGGUGAGUGA